Messenger RNA from Torulaspora delbrueckii, 558 nucleotides. RefSeq names its product Rtt102p (gene RTT102). The record is from RefSeq and is a predicted model, not a curated record. Gene Ontology annotation, cellular component: SWI/SNF complex; RSC-type complex; nucleus. Gene Ontology annotation, biological process: chromatin remodeling. The transcript has a single exon. Bases 1 to 558 code for a protein of 185 amino acids. Lineage: Eukaryota; Fungi; Ascomycota; Saccharomycetes; Saccharomycetales; Saccharomycetaceae.
AUGAAUUCUCUGAUAGAUAGAGCCAAUAGUACAAGCUACUUUGGAGUUGCAGAAAAAAAGUGCCAUUGGAAAUACGACUGGUAUGCUACAACUUCUCCCGAGACAAGCAGUGGGAGUCAUACACACGCGAAUGCAGACUCUAGUCGUGGCAACGAGGAUGGUAAGCAUUCACUGAGGUUCAAGACUUGGCUGCGCUCCGAUAUGCCAGUUUUUGGUGGUUGGCCAGAUAUAGAGAAAUCGGACCUCUUCGACCUUUCAAAAUACACUACAAAUGCCAACAGCAGCUCAACCAAAGCAAAAAACGGUCAUACAAUUAAUACGGGGGCUGUUGGUGACAGUAUGACUGAGGAAGAUAUCAGGGGUGCCGUUGGAAAUUCCGAAUCUAUGAUCACUUUAUCGAGCUCCGCAGCUAACGCUAAUGCGGCACAACCAGAUUCAACUGCCUCUGCAGACACCAAGGAGGAGCCAAAGGUGCAAGCCGAGCACGUAAUGAAUGCAAAUAAUGAGGAUGAAAAGCCUCAGGCUGCAGAUGUUGAAGGCGAUGUGAACAUGGAGUAA